Molecule: messenger RNA, 1011 nt
Organism: Penicillium diatomitis
Lineage: Eukaryota; Fungi; Ascomycota; Eurotiomycetes; Eurotiales; Aspergillaceae
Product: phytanoyl-CoA dioxygenase family protein
Exons: 2
Coding region: 1-1011 (336 amino acids)
Source: RefSeq, a predicted model, not a curated record
AUGACUACCAUACCAGUGACGACCGAAAACCUGGUCCCGGGGCUGAAUCAGUCCAGGUUCAGACUCACGGGUCCCUACGGAGAUUGGCGCGACGAGCUCCAGUCCCAAGGCUACGUGGUGAUCAAAAAUGCCAUCGCGCCGGCAAGAGCCAAGCACUAUCAACAAAAGGCACUGGAUUGGCUGACAUCCUUUGACACCGAGCUCGAUCUGAACAACCCAUCCACAUGGACGGUGGACAAUCUCCCAUUUCAAAGCAAAGUCAACACGUUCAACAAGUACGGCGUGGCACACGAGAAAUUCAUGUGGGACGCUCGCAUGGAACCCGCGGUUCUCGAGGCAUUCUCCACCAUCUGGGACACGGAUGAGCUUCUCGUCUCAUUCGAUGCCCUCAACGUGACACUGCCCAAUCGGGCCGAUAAGCCUGCGCAAAGACCCUGGCCGCAUGUUGAUCAAUCGCCUCUGCGACGAGGUCUACAUUGCGUCCAGGGAAUUAUCAACCUGAGUCAUGCGGGCCCCGAAGACGGAUCCCUCAUUGUCCUGCCACGAUCAAAUACCGCGACGGAACACUUUUUCGACACGGAGACUGAUCCCUCAACAUGGGAAUCGAAAGAUAUUCGCUUCAUCAGCGAGAGUGAGAUGAAAUGGUUCGAGGCCCGUGGAAUGAACCCGCUCAAAGUCAUGGCCGAGCCGGGUGAUCUGCUUCUUUGGGAUUCGCGGACUGUUCACUGGGGAGGGGAGCCCACAGCCAAGAGUGACACCAUCCGAACAGUCAUAUAUGUCUCGUAUUCCCCGGCGAAAUGGGCGAGAUCCGAAGAGCUGGAGCGGAAACGGGAAGCAUUUGAAUCGUUCCAUGCAACGACCCAUUGGGCUCAUGAUAAUAUUGUGCCUCGUGAGAAGGAAGCCUAUCUCCCGGACGGCAGCUGGGAUCCUCGGAACCGGUCAGAACCAUUGGAGAAGCCCGAGCGUUCUAAGAAGUUACUUCAACUUGCUGGUGUAGAGUCAUAUACUUAG